UUUUUGUUGUCAUUUUUUUGAAGCAUGUGUUAAGUUGUUUAGUUGUUGAGUUAAUAAAUAUUAGCUAAUAUUAGUUAGUAAAUUUAUUGUUGUUUAUUUUUCUAAUGGACUCAAUUGACUUGAGCACUGGGGAUGAGCCUGUAAUGAAGGGAAAUGCCGACACUAACAAUGACAGUCCUUCCAUUGCACGAGCUUCUGUCUUUCAAAAGACUCAAUUGCAGGAGGAAGACAAAAAUCUAUUUACACACAAAGUUAAUGGAUUUAAUUUUGAUAAUGGUAUUGAUUAUCAUGGAUUAUUGCAAUCUUUCCGAACAACUGGAUUCCAAGCUACUAAUGUAUCAAUGGCAAUCGAUAUAAUCAAUGAAAUGUGGUUAUCAAGGCGAGAACAAUUUGCUGAAGAUUUUAAAGAAGAGGACCAAUUCAUUCAGAGACGGAGUGGAUGCACAAUUUUUUUAGGCUAUACCUCAAAUAUUGUUUCGUCUGGACUCAGAGAUAUUAUUAGAUUCUUGGUGCAGCAUAAAAUGGUGGAUUGUAUUGUUACUACGGCUGGUGGUAUCGAAGAAGAUUUAAUCAAAUGCUUAGCGCCAUUCUAUCUUGGAGACUUUAACUUGAAAGGUAGUGAUUUGCGAGAAAAGGGCAUAAAUAGAAUAGGAAAUCUUUUAGUGCCCAAUGAAAACUACUGUAAAUUUGAAGAUUGGAUUAUCCCGAUUUUGAGUGAAAUGUUGAAGGAACAACAGGAAAACGGGAUGCACUGGACUCCAUCAAAAAUAAUUAACAGAUUAGGUGAAAAAAUUAAUAAUAAACAAUCUAUUUAUUACUGGGCUGCUGUCAACAAGAUUCCUGUCUUUUGUCCUGGAUUGACUGAUGGUUCCCUCGGCGAUAUGGUAUAUUUUCACUCAUUCAAGGAAUCUGGCUUAAUAAUUGACAUUGCCGCAGAUAUCAGGCGAAUAAAUACAAUCGCUGUUAAAGCGCAAAAAUCGGGAAUGGUUAUAAUUGGAGGAGGAAUUAUUAAGCAUCACAUUUGUAACGCAAAUCUAAUGAGAAAUGGUGCGGAUUAUUCUGUUUUUAUCAAUACAGCUAAUGAAUUUGAUGGCAGUGAUGCAGGAGCAAGACCCGACGAAGCUGUCUCCUGGGGAAAAAUAAAAUCUAAUGCUAAAUCAGUCAAAGUUAAUUGUGACGCUACCAUAGUAUUUCCCUUGAUUGUCGCUGAAACAUUUGCCCGUUUUGUUCACAGCAGGGCUUGUAAAUCUUCGGAAGUUUAAUUUAUUGUUUCAAAUAUAAUCUUUUUUAUCCAUAAUAUCUUUUUCAGAGAUUCAAAAAUUGUUUCACUCUCAUCUUAAAGAAGAUUUGAAAAUAUUAAACACUGCUCAUUUUAUUUAUA
Molecule: messenger RNA, 1381 nt
Organism: Tetranychus urticae (two-spotted spider mite)
Lineage: Eukaryota; Metazoa; Arthropoda; Arachnida; Trombidiformes; Tetranychidae
Gene: Dhps
Product: Deoxyhypusine synthase
Biological process (GO): peptidyl-hypusine biosynthetic process
Cellular component (GO): cytoplasm
Molecular function (GO): deoxyhypusine synthase activity
Source: RefSeq, a predicted model, not a curated record